This is a messenger RNA of Cylicocyclus nassatus, 2765 nucleotides long. Lineage: Eukaryota; Metazoa; Nematoda; Chromadorea; Rhabditida; Strongylidae. The record is from the annotation of a GenBank genome assembly.
UUUUAGAAUGGAAUCUGCUGAUCAAUCUUUGCUACGAGCACUGGAAUCGAAAGCCGCUGGAACUGUUGCAAUCUUUGAUAAAGGGGAUUACUAUGCGUGUUAUGGCAAUGAUGCGGUUCUACUAGCAACAGAAGUUUUUAUGAGCGAUGUCUGCCUCAAGACAAUCACUAUCAAAGGGGAGUUGCUACAAUAUCUGACUAUGAACCAUGGACAAUAUCAACGGACAGUCAGAGAGCUUCUAAUGUUCUUGAGGUAUCGUGUAGAGCUGUAUACCUUGGACCGAGAUCAAUGGGUUCUGAAGGCAAAGGGUACCACUGGUAAUCUGGGAGAUUUCGAAGAUGUAGUUGGCGACGUAACUGGAUGUGGAAAUGUAAUUAUGGCUAUCAAAAUCUCAAAGGGAGAAAAUAAUGACGUCAGCGUCUGUUUUGUAGACCUUAUGGAAUUUCGCGUACUAACAUCUGAAUUCAUCGACUCACCGAGCUUUGCUCAAGUCGAGCAAUGUAUCGUUGGUAUGGCUCCACGUGAAUGUCUCGUCUAUGCCGACACCGGAAACUGUGCAUUCAGUGGAAAAGAGCGUCCGAAGAAAUUGAGUAGUCUCCUCAAAAAGGUGGGAGUGCUUGAAACCAAUGCCAGCUCCUUGACAGAAUCAUGCGAUUGGGAGGAGGUGUGCACCAUAUUUCAUCCAGGAUGUGAAUAUACAGCACUUUCUGAACCUAUCAGACGUUGUCUCUGUGGCUUAUACAAUUACUUGAGAAUGACAGAGCAGGAAGUCUUCAAGCAAAAGUUUACACUAUCCGAUUAUCGAACCUCUGGUUUCAUGCAUAUCGACGCAGGAGCUGUUCGUGCUCUUGAACUGUUCUCGUUGAGCUAUCAUCAGGACACAAAGGGGAACUCUGGAACCCUAUUCGGUUUGCUUAACAAGUGCCGUACGGCCCCUGGGCAGCGACUUUUGAGAGAAUGGUUAGCUCGUCCAUUGUGUGAUAUCAGGCAGAUAAGUGAUCGACAGGAUGUUGUUGAAUCUCUGGUGCAAAAUUCUGAGGUUCGCAGGACUUUGAGCGACAUGCUCCUGCCCAAAGUCCCUGAUAGUUCGGUUUUGGCUAGAAAGUUGGUUCUCAGCAAAGCUAAGCUGCAGGACUGUUAUCGAGUCUUUCAAUUGGCUGUCCUCCUGCGACAUUUUGAACGUACUUUACGCGAGCUUUUUGAUAAUGACGAGAAAAAUGGGCCAGCUAUCAAAGACUUGAUGCUGGAACCAAUCUGUUAUGCACUCUUGCACUUUGACAAAUAUUGCAAGUUGAUUCGCAGUACAGUAGAUGAGGAGUUUUAUGACAAAACUAGCGACUUCCGCAUCCGUCCUGAUAUUGACCCGGAACUGCUACGGAUCAGUGAUGAAAUGUCUGCACUGGAAAAGAAGGCUGAGAAAGCUAGGGCACAUCUUGCGGCUAAACUGAAUCUUGAUUCCAUCAAACUCGACUCAAACGGUCAACUUGGAUUUUUCUAUAGAGUUACGCUGAAGGAAGAAAAGAAUAUCCGAAAAGCGAAGUUUAUUACUGUACUAAAUACUAGCAAAGGCUCUGGUGUUCAUUUUCGUGAUGGCGACUUAGCCGAGAUCAAUGAGCGUCACCAAGUGCUGAACAAUAUAUAUCGGACUGCUCAACAAGAUUUGGAGAAGAAAGUAAUUGCUACUUGUGCUGGAUAUGCCUCCGCCUUGAGCGAGUUGAGUAAUACUCUUGCUACGAUUGACGUUCUCACAAGCUUGGCUCGAGUGGUGACAGAUGCGGCUAGUGACUAUGUCAGGCCCAAAUUGGAGCCUAUGGGCAGUGGCGUGUUCGAACUGAAAAAAUGUCGCCAUCCGGUUUUAGAAGCGUUGAUAGACGAGCCAUUCAUACCAAAUGAUGUGGAGCUCGGGACAAAUCGAAUGGUCAUUCUAACGGGUGCAAAUAUGGGCGGAAAAAGUACUUAUCUCCGAUCGGCAGCUAUCUCAGCUUUACUAGCGCAAAUUGGAAGCUUCGUACCCGCUUCGUACGCUCAUAUGUCGGUAUUGGACGGCAUCUUCACCCGCGUGGGUGCAAGCGACCAACAGACCAGAGGAAUUUCUACGUUCAUGGCCGAAAUGCUGGACUGUGCCACUAUCUUAGAGACUGCGACAUCCAACUCAUUGGUAAUAGUCGACGAACUGGGACGUGGUACUUCAACGUACGAUGGCUUCGGACUUGCUUGGGCAAUUGCAAAUGAGCUGCUCACGAGAGUGAAGUGUUACUGCUUGUUUGCAACCCACUUCCACGAAAUGGGAGCGAUCGCUGAACGGCCAGGUGCAGUAGCCAUGCAAAUGUCUGUAUCGGUCGAAAAUGAACAACUCACCAUGCUAUACGAAAUCCGCCCAGGAGUGGCCCAAAGUUCCUUCGGCAUUUAUGUUGCUCGUAACGUCGGUUUCCCUGAGAAUAUCAUCGAGGACGCGUCUUGCAUACUCAAUGAACUAGAAAAUAAUGCAACUGAAGAAGACGUAGAUGAAAUCAUCAAGAAGCUGAAAACUGCGAAUAAUGAAGAAUUGACUCGUCUUCUGGCAUGAUUUUCUUACAGUAUCUAUCACUCAUAUAACUUUUCAACGGGAUCUCACUAACGCACUCAUCUCGGUAUCUCAUUUUUUCCUCACGCUCUCAACUUCUCAGUGUCAUUAUCUUUGAUUAUGUUCUCACCAACAUUGCCUAUACCUCCUUCACUUCUUACUUUUAUCACUUAUAUCGUGUCCUAUCGUUACAUAAUAGGAU